Ooceraea biroi (clonal raider ant) is the source of this 14673-nucleotide messenger RNA. RefSeq names its product microtubule binding protein furry (gene fry). Gene Ontology annotation, biological process: neuron projection development; cell morphogenesis. NCBI's taxonomy places the organism in Eukaryota, Metazoa, Arthropoda, Insecta, Hymenoptera, Formicidae. The record is from RefSeq and is a predicted model, not a curated record. Gene Ontology annotation, cellular component: cell cortex; site of polarized growth.
AACCUCGGCACGCGACCGUGAUACACGGCCGCCGUGACACCCGUCGUGCCUCGUCGCUUCCGACCGAAUUCGUGACCCCUUCCGUUCGCGGCCAGGUCGUCUGGCGAGGAGUCGCGGCAUUCCGCGCGGCCGCCGGAUCCUUCGCGAAUGCCGCGCGAAUCGCGCGUUCGAAAGCCGCCGCGACUCGCGCCACGGAGACGUCGCGUCCGGUUGCGGGUCGGCCUAUGGCGCGGCCGCGCCGAUCGGUGUCACGGGGAUUUGAAAUUAUUCAAACGCGAUGGCGGGAAAGCGCUGGAAUGCGGCGCAAGAAAAUCUCGAGCGUUUCUUUUGUUGUCUUUUAACAUUUUAUUUUAUUAAUUCAGAGUAACAGGAUUUGAAUAAAUUUGAGAGUUUUUAGUUACAUCGCAAUAAUGUUGCGAUGUAGAAUAAACGAUGAGAUUUAAUUGGCAAAUCCGCAAAUAAAGAUUUUAAACAUUUUCUUGUAACACAUUUAAUAAAUAAUACCAUUCGUGGAUUAAAAAUUAAUAUUAUAAUCGCGCGUUACCGUAUUGGAAAAAAUCAUCAAAGCAAAAAUUUUAUAAAAUCUUUAUAUUAGAUAAUCACAAGAUUAUCUGUACAAAUGAGAUAAUUUAUAAUAUUAAUAUUCCUUCGCUGUUUCUAAAAUCUGCGCCUUGAGUCGCUUCGUCAAAUUUUCAAAUCGCGGCGUUUAGGAGUGCACGUGACCGCGCACAGCUGCACGGACGGGUUUCCCCGUCCGCGGCAAUGUUCAAGGUGCAAACCGGUGACUUCGGGGUGGCGGACUGGCGGCGGUCGCGCACGGGCUUGCGCGUUGUUCAACUCGCGUCUCAAGAACGAGGCGCAAGGUCAAUUCUCUGCCGAAGAAGGAGGUUAUCGGGGCACGUGUCGCUUGCGUAACCCUGGCUGACGACCAUCGCGUUGCGGAGGACCGCGCCAGGGUUCAAUGGAGUAACGUCAAAAGCACGGGGUAUUUAUACACCUGACAAGAGAGCACGUGUAUCCACGCGGAACGCGCGCGCGCGCGGGCGAGAGAGCCUUGCGCGGAAUAGAUGAUGCUAAAAUCAGCUGUCCCUCGCCUACACACGUGUGCGUAUCGCAUGCUCGAUAUACCGAUUAAGCGUUCGCUGCCCGCAUGUGUGUGCGUGUGCACGUCAGCGAUCGACCUCUCCGCGUACGUUGGAGAACCGCGAAUAAGUAUAUAAUAUGCACCUACUUCGACCUUUCGACUCGAGCUUGGAUCCAAUUCGAGCGUAACGUCUCGAUACGAUAUAUUCGAAUUACACUUGACAUUGUCAUCAUCCUCAUGAUGAAUUCAUCGUGAGAGCACUCGCGCACGGGAUGAAGCUUAUAAUUAGCGAGAAGCUAAUUUGAGAGAGGAUUGCGGAAGUUUAAUUUGAUUGAAAUUUAGAUUUAAAUUAAUUUUGUUACUCGUUUUUGUUAUUUUAUAUUGCCCCGUUCGCUUCAUUUGGCCAACUGCUGCAGCACGAAGCGCGCGUCCCGCAUAUUUCCGCUCUAGUAUUAAAUAGUUAAGUGUUCAUAUUGGAACAAAUAGCACGAGUGUUCUCUCUCUCUCUCUCUCUCUAGGUAACGAAUAAAGGUUAGAAAGAAUAACACGAAACGAGAAAGCGCAUGAUUAUAGUCGCUAGGUAAUAAAUAAUCAUGUAUUUUUCUUCCGCCGUGAAGUAAACUUUUAUUUCCGCAGACUCUACAGUCGACAGUGGCAUUUCAAGUGUCGAGGCCGAGAGACUCGCGUUGCGAGAAAAAAUCGAAGAAACAAAGAGAACAAAGUUAUCAAUCCGAAGUUAGCAGCGGGUUAAUUAAUGCAUUCCGCCGGAAAUAUCGUCGAUAUAGGAAAUUCCAAUCAAACACUUGCAUCUUCAAAAAUUACCAUACUAGAUCGACAGUUUUAAAAUAGAUAUAAGAUAACCUAUCUAUGAUCGAAAAUUUCCAAGGCGUCUCGGAGAUGCACGCGGCAUUUCCUGUUACGAUAAUAACGCGCGAUACGAAUCUUCUCGAAUUCUCGAUAACGGAUAGCGAGGAAUGAGCGCCGCGAGCUGAUAAGAAGAGAAGAGGUAACUGAUAAAAAGGGAUAGAGCGAUAAAAAUUUCGGCGACUCUGCGAUAUACGAUAUACGCGAUAAUUCUCGUAAGAAUGCAAGUCGGUGACGCGCUCGCGUUAUCAAUUCGGGCUCGUUGGAUAUCCGAGACCCGAGGCGCGAGGGGACGUACGAACGUAUCGAGUAUUGGAUUUAAUAAGUGGCGACCUUCACGCGUAUCGCCACUCUACUCUCGCGACCGCGUAACCGCCAUGCGAGCGAUUUCCCCGACGAAUGGUCAUUGCACCUCUCGGAUCGAGAUGCUUCCACGGCCUUUAUUUCGUUAUCAGCGCGAGACCGAUUGCGAAAUUUGCGCCGAAAGGCGGGGGGAAAAAAUCGGCGUCGUGAACUUCGAUUCGAUUUGCGGACGAUGCAACGUAAUCGGAGUGACCGUUGUCUCUAACAGGACGCUCACUUGGCGUGUGAUAAUAUGUAUAAUGUAUUCCGUGAUUUAUCGAUGUCACCGCUUUCGUGUAUGUGUGUGUGUGCUUGUAUUUUUAUUACGUAAGCUCGCGAUUCGCGGAUCUCUUGGAAAUCACGAUUUAUAAGUAAACUUGCUAGAUUUUAAUUAUUAAUUGUUAUGAAUUAUUGUUUAUUAGAGAUUUAAAAGAUUGAUGAAUUGAGAAAAUUAUAUAUUUCUAUUUAUAUAUUAUGUAAUCGGUUUUUGGUACGUUUAUUGCAAGAUUCUGAAGGAUUUCGGCUUAUUCGCAUGUGGGUUCACGUAAAAAUAAAUCCGCGCAGAAAUAAAUGUGACGUGCCAACGCUUCGUACGUGUCGGUCAGCUGUGCAUCUUUCACCCGAUCCGUCACGUUCGUUACGCCACGUAUUCGAGAUGGUUAUAAUAUUAUCUGUUUCUGUAAUCAAUGCCAUAUAUAUGAAUAUACAUUAUAUAAAUUUAUAGGUACACGCGAAAUAAUGUAAUGUCUUUCCUCAGCGAGCCUUUUCUAUAUUAAUACUAAUUAAAUUAUAUUUAAAUAUAUAUAUCCGUAACGAUUUAAAUUCUAAUUAUAUUUACUCAUAUUAAUAUUUAUAUAUUAUUAAAUAUUAAUCAAUUAUUUAGCUAAACGGGGGAACCAUUUAAAUUUCGGCCAUUUAAAUCGCCGUGGCCAUGGCGCGACAACUCCGUUGGUACACUGCUCAAUUAGCUAGAGAACGUGAGGCAGAUUCAACGCUAUCUAGUGGCAGCGCCCUGGACGCGAGCCGUGCUCCGUGGACGGUGAACGAAAAAGAGAAAAGAAACGACAAACAAGUCGCACUGCUGCGGAAUCGCGCGGGUGAGGUACGAGAGCCGGAAUCUCGAACUGUCGCGAGUGCCGAUCCGCGCCUCACUUCACACCGUAGACACCGCUUCCUCGUGGAGAAGCAUUUGCGCGGCUGAUGCGCCGCUGACGUUCCGCGGGUUCUCGACGGUGAGCGUCUUCGCGAACGACCGACGUCGCCGCCGAGGUUAUGGUUUCUUCCCCAUCGCUGCGCGUCAAUUAAACCACGAUCGACCCGGCGCGGUUGGUUAUCCCGGAUUCCGCUCGCGAGGAGCCUCUCCGGUGCUCCUGCACUCGCAAAACGUCACGUUACACGGUCUACAAACUGCCACCGCUCCAAUUACGCGCUCCCACCGUCCUCGAUGUAUGUAAUUGACGAUUAAUUGCUCGGGCGCGAGUACCGCACCCCGCGCGGAAAAUAUCGAUGAUUCAACUCGAGAUCAAUGAUUGUCCCUUAUAGUUUUUACCGCCGCCGACGGACGGAUGUCGGUUUCUCCGUUGCACUAGCGAGCACCGUGAUGUAUCGCGACGCACCGAUGGAGUUGAUAAACGAUGCGUGUGUAAUUGUUGUAGAUGUAACUCCCCCGUGAUGACGUUCGUCGUGUAAAUGUUACCCAAGGAAGAGGCUAGGAUCGGCAACAUGACGGAAGGUGCGGAAACCCAGCCGAACGCGGGGAAUGAGUCCCAGACAGAAGCCUUAGAAUCAAGGGCAACGCAUAGCGAGGGCUUACACGAGGGAGCAGUGGAAUCAACGUCGCAGACUAUCCUUGAACCUAUGCAGGAGCUUCUUACGGUUCAUGGCACCACACAGGGAGAGAGCAGCGAUGCUGUCAGCAUUUAUACCGCCAGCACUUCGGUAUCUGGUAAUGAAUCCAGCUCGAGUAGAGUUAGCGCAAUAACCGUGGUGUUGCCCUGGGGCGCCCAGAAGGAGACGGUGAAGCCGCAGCAGAUCGGAGACAUGGAUCUGCGACCAGGGGAGUACGUGAUGCGGAUCCUGUUUGCGGAAUUUACCUCGCAGGCGGAGAAGAAGAUGGAGGCUGUCAUGACGGAACACGAGAAGCAAUUGUCGAAGGUCUUACAAAGGGGCGAGGAUCUGCAAUUCGAUCAGCUGUUAUCGGCCUUCGGCUCGGUCGCCGAGCACUGUCUGCCGUCGAUACUGAAGGCCCUGUUCAAUUGGUACGAACGUCAACUCGUGGACCAGGGUGGAGAUCAAAAGAAACCCGCACCUGGAAAGGAAGAUCAGAAGGGCAAGAGCAUUAUGUACACAAUAGUAUCGGGAAGUGUGGAAACAGUGGAGAGAAGCGAGGCAGACCUGCUGCAAGAGCGCAGAGAUCUCGCCGUCGAGUUCAUCUUUUGCCUGAUGUUAAUCGAGGUGUUGCGGCAGCUACCGUUCCAUCCCGGGCACGAGGACUUAGUAACUUACAUAGAAAAUAUCGCUUUCAAGCAUUUCAAGUACAGGGAAGGGAUACAAAACGAGCCAAACGCAGCUAACAUUCACAUCAUCGCGGACCUCUAUGCCGAGGUAAUCGGAGUUUUAGCCCAGUCCCGGUUCAUGUCCGUGAGGAAGCGCUUCAUGGUGGAGCUGAAGGAAUUGCGAGCCAAGGAACCGGGUCCCCACACCACCCAGAGCAUCAUUUCCUUGUUGAUGGGAAUGAAGUUCUUCCGGGUUAAAAUGGUACCCAUAGAAGAGUUCGAGGCGUCGUUUCAAUUCAUGCAGGAGUGCGCUCAAUAUUUUCUCGAGGUCAAAGACAAAGAUGUGAAGCACGCGCUGGCCGGCCUCUUCGUCGAGAUCCUCGUUCCUGUUGCUGCCGCUGUAAAAAACGAGGUAAACGUCCCGUGCCUGAAGAACUUCGUGGAGAUGCUGUACUCGACGACGUUGGACAUGUGUACCAAGUCCAAGCAUAGACUGGCGCUCUUCCCGCUGGUGACCUGUCUGCUCUGCGUCAGUCAGAAAACGUUCUUCCUGCAAAACUGGCAUUACUUCUUAGCCAUGUGCCUGUCGCACUUGAAGAACCGCGACCCCAAGAUGUGUCGAGUCGCAUUAGAGGCUCUGUAUCGUCUACUCUGGGUCUACAUGAUACGGAUCAAGUGCGAGAGCAACUCGGCCACGCAGAGCAGGCUGCAGAGCAUAGUCAACUCGCUCUUUCCUAAAGGCUCGAAGGCGGUAGUGCCGCGCGACACGCCGCUCAACAUCUUCGUCAAGAUCAUACAGUUCAUCGCGCAGGAGAGGCUGGACUUCGCGAUGCGCGAGAUAGUCUUCGACCUGCUGUCCGUUGGCCGACCGGUCAAGAUAAUCCUGACUCCUGAGCGCAUGAGCAUCGGACUGCGGGCGUUCCUCGUCGUGGCCGACAGCCUGCAGCAGAAGGAGGGGGAGCCGCCGAUGCCGCGCACCAUGGGCGUGCUGCCGAGUGGAAACACCAUGCGUGUCAAGAAGACCUACUUAAAUAAGAUGCUGACGGAGGAUACCGCGCGGAGCAUAGGGAUGUCCUCGUACUUCCCGCACGUGCGCCGGGUAUUCGUGGACAUCCUGCGCGCGUUGGACGUCCACUACGGCCGGCCGCUCAUGAUGACCAGUACGCAAAACAUGAACAAGGAACCGGACGAGAUGAUCACGGGGGAACGCAAGCCUCGAAUCGACCUCUUCCGUACCUGCGUCGCCGCCGUGCCGCGACUGAUCCCCGACGGCAUGACCGGCGCGGAGCUGGUCGACCUGCUGUCCCGCCUGACAGUGCACAUGGACGAGGAACUGCGCGCGCUGGCGUACCAGAGCCUGCAGACGCUGGUGCUGGACUUCCCCGACUGGCGGCAGGAUGUCGUGCUUGGGUUCACGCAGUUCCUCGCCAGAGACGUGCAAGACACGUUCCCGCAGCUGGUCGACAACGGUCUGCGGAUGCUUUUGCAGCUGCUGACCAGCUGGAAGAACGCCCUGAGCAGCCCGAGCAUUAGGUCGAAGGAGCAAUCGGUGGUGGACACCGCGCGGGUGAACAUACGGGUGGACAUCGGCGUCAAGAAGUGCGAGGCGGGCCAGAAGGUGGAACCUGUGUCGAACAUAUUUUACCUGGUGGAAGGCUUCGCCCUGGUCGUUCUCUGCAACUGCCGCCUCUAUCCUCGCCGACUGGCCGUCCACAUUCUCCGGGAAGUGAAGCUACUGAUGAAGACGUUGGGAGCGCCCGAAGACGAUCAACCCGUGAUCGACGUAAUCGACGCGUGCUGCCCGGCCGUCCUGGAAAAAUGCUACCCCAUGCUACCGCCGGCCGAGAAAGCCGCAGCCGCGUCCACGUCCAACGUGGACCUGCAGUGGAUAGCGGACAGGAGCAGUUGCGUCUGGACAGCCGGAUUCCACGACGAGAACAGCACCAAGAGCUCGUCCUCGCUGAAUCUGAACGGUGCCGAUCCCUGGGCCAGCUGCCUGUUCGCUUUCCUGGAGAAGGACAGAGUGCUCACGCUGUGUCCGAACGCGGUCGCUCACUCGUGGCCCACCGUCUUCACCCGCAUAAACUCCCUCUUCUCGGUGGUCGAUCCCACGCCGGUGAACGACAAUCGCGCCUCCCUGCUGAGAAGCUCGACGACGGUGAGGAAGCCGGUGAACGAGAGGGACGUCUACAUGCACAUCUGGAAGAACUACUUGACCUUCGGGUACAGAGUGGUGCCGCCCGUGCCGAACCCGGUCGUCCGGUGCGCCAGCCCGGACCUCAGCCUCAGUGGUCAGCAUACGGUGGAGUUUGGUGUGUUGUGCAUGAGUAAGGAGUUGAGUCAGAGCCUGGAGAAUCUCGGUGGGGCGCAGACCCUGCCGGGCCGGUUCUCUGUGCCGUCCAUCUCCGGCAUCUACACCCGGCACAAGCGUACCAGCUCGUCGCCGGACAGUUUAUCCGCGGAGCGUGGCGACAACAAGUCACCGGGCACGAACGCCAGCCCCGCCGCCCUCUACAAGCUGACCGUACCCCUGCUGAGAUGCGAGGCCGUCGACGUGAGGGAUGCAGCGGUGCAGGCAAUUGGCAAAGUGAACGCGGACGCUCUGAAGGACCUGAUGGAGGAACUGGUUCCCUACAUCCGGGAGGCGGUCGACCGCAAGCAGGAGAACAUGAGACGGCGACGGAGACGCGACGCCCUGCGACUGCAACUGGUGAGAGUGCUGGAACUGAUCGCCGAGUAUGGCACGUUCGGCAUCUGUCCGGCGGUUCUGGACCGCGAAACGCAAUCUUUGCAUCCAACAUUCGUCGAGUACAUAGACGGUGCCCGUAUCUAUCUGGAGAACGAGACCGACAAGGAAGCGCCUGCUGUGCGAGACAUCAAACUGCACUUUUGCAACUUCAUCAGGAAGAUGAUCAAGAGCUUUUCACUGGAGACGUGUUACACCUUGUUGAAGAGGGAUCUGAGAAGAAAUCUAUUCAUGUUGUUCGCCAGCUGGGCCGGCGUCUACGGCAGGCCACUUACGAGCACGUCUUCCCUGCAGGAGGAGGAAAAAUCUUGUACGGAAUUACAGCUCUCUGCCUUGCAGGCUAUGAGCGGAUUACUGUGUUGCGGAUCAUGCUUCAAUCCACAAUCCCUCUCGGAAGAGGGUGCAAUCUUGUAUCAGUGGUUGGAUUCGCUUUUGGCUAGCAAAGACGAGAAGAUUUAUGCGCUCGCACGAGAAACCGUCGUGCUGCUGCUCGAGGGAAAUCCCGACAUCGGCACUCUCCUGGACUGGGUGGUGGAUCGAUGUUACACCGGCGCGCCGCCGGUCGCCGACGGCUGCUUCCUCGCCCUGGCGACGAUUUUCAGUGCCAGAGAGUACCCCUGCGACCACUAUACGAGCGUCAUCAACGUGACGUUGAUGAACACCGGCUGUCCGCGCGCUCCGGUCCACGACGCGGCGCUCCAGCUCCUUCAGCUGCUGGACCAACGCUUCUUCGGGAACGUAGGCCCGCUUCCGGCUACGGAACUCGAGGCUGGGCAACACAAUGAUCCUCUUGCCAGCUCGACCGCCACCGUAACGUCCGGGCCCGGUCAGCAGAGUAAUCCCGCAGGUGAGAUCUCGUCCGGUGGCACGAUUAGAGGUGGCACACUGGAUGUACUCCUGUCGACCACGUAUUGCCGCAGCCAAAUGUAUCUCUCGCGUCAACUGGCCCAACUGCAUCCGGAGCUCACGAUGCCGAUGUUCAGCGAAAUUACACAUCGGUUUCAAACAGCCCGAAGGGAAGUUCGGCAAUUACUGUUACAAUACUUGUUGCCUUGGUUGCACAACAUGGAACUUGUCGAUCCUAACGUACCACCGCCGUCUAAUCCACUAAGUUAUUAUCAGUAUUACACGAGCGACGUAACACGCGGAGGGACACGCAGGGAGGGUUGGGGCAGCGCGGAAGCGACAGAGAUGGUGCUGAACAAUCUCUUCUACAUCACAGCGAAGUUCUCGGAUGAGCAUCCGAAGGAAACGGAGGAGCUCUGGGCGACGUUGUGCGGCUGCUGGCCGAACAAUCUCAAAGUCAUAAUACGCUACUUGAUUAUUGUCUCGGGAAUGGCGCCGCAGGAAUUGCUACCAUACGCGAAACGCGUGGUGCUGUAUCUAGCGCGAGCGCGUCCAGAUCGUCUCGUCGACGAGAUGAUGACGGAACUGGAGACGGUUGAGACCUUGAAUUGCCUGAUCGAGCGGACGGAAACGCCGCCGUUCUACCGGCUUACCAGCAUGAGGAAAGCCUCGUCGCACAGCGACGCACCGGCCGCCGAUCCCGCCAAUCCACCCCGCGAUCUUGGCGUUGAGAAGGGCACCAUUCAUACGAAAAGACACUCCGGAGAAGACCCCGUCAAAACUGGCUCGAAGUCCGACACCGCGCUCCGCGCGCUCGCGGGGUUUCAAACUCCACGGGCGGAGAAGACGCGGACCGCGAGCGGUCCGCCGGUUCUUCCAGAUGAUUUAUCAACUCCGACCACGGAAGCCGAAUUAACUACCGAUGAAUCGUGCUACGCCGCACGCAACGGACCCGCCGGGGUGAACGGGAAGAUGCCGUGUGUCGACGAGAAGUUCGACAUCCCGCAGCCGCACCCCCUACCGAUGCCGGAGUACGGCGGCUACUUCGCUCCUCUGACCGAGUACUUACCCGACAGCUCUCAGCCGAUAAGCGGAUUUCACAGAUGCAAUAUCGCCAUAAUGCUGCUGACCGACGUCGUCAUCGACGGGAUCCAACUUGACUGGGCGAUCCACGUGCCCCUGAUGCUGCACAUAGUCUUCCUCGGGCUGGACCACUCGCGGCCGCUCGUGCGGGACCAUUGUCGCUGUCUACUGCUGAACCUGCUGGUCGUGCUGGGCGACCAUCGCGACCACCUCGGCGUGGCGCGCGUGCUGCUCGCCUCGAAGACGGAGCAGCUCGGACUGGGCCUGUCCACGCCGGCGUUGCCGGUGUUGGACCACAAUUUCACGGAGAUGGACCCGGAGUUCGACAGUUAUCUCUACGGUCCGCCGGCCGUCCCGCCGCCGAGCACGCCGCCGCCGUCGUCCUCGCCGCCUCCUCCCUCAUCGCCGCCUCCUCCCUCGUCGCCGCCGCCACCGCCGCCGCCGCCACCACCUCCCAUGCCUCCCGAUUCCUCGGCAUCUCCACCAGCACCUCCGCCGCCGCCACCGCCGCCGCCUCCGCCACCCUUACCUGCUGCCUCGCUCGCGGACGGUUCGCUCAAUCACGCGUCCCUGACGAGCUCGACGUCGACACCGCCGACGUCGAUGAAUCACGCGAGCCAGUCGGCAGCGGAUGACUCGAAAGAUUGCGGUUCCCAUGCGUACGAAUCGGCAGUGUGCAAUUGGCCGGCAAGCGGAGCGACGACGAGCACGGUGCCGCCGGUCAUCGUGACGCCGGAAGAUACGAAUAACUGGACCGGACCUCAGCCGGGGCCCAACAUGCCGAUACAGGACGUCAUCAAGUCCUUGAUUAAUUUCCUGGCGUCCAGGAUGAAUCAGCCACUGUGGAAUUACGAGGAUAUGACCGCGAAAGUGUGGUGGGUUCGCAGUGCCGAGCAGCUUACGGUAUUACUGCGACACGUGUUACGCGUUUUCCGAGACUCGCUGCCGCACGCACUGGUCAGUCAGAGGUGGGCGCAAACAGCGCUGCAGUUGGGCCUCUCCUGCUCGUCCAGACACUACGCGGGAAGGUCUCUGCAAGUAUUUCGGGCGCUGCGCGUCCCCAUAACCUCCAGGAUGCUGUCCGAUAUCUUGUCCAGGCUGGUGGAGACUGUUGCCGAGCAAGGAGAGGACAUGCAGGGAUACGUAACAGAGUUAUUGUUGACGCUGGAAGCGGCUGUCGAUUCCCUGGAAUCGGACUUCAGACCGCUGGACUUUAUGAAAGAGAUCUUCAAGUCGACGCCCAAUCUGAACAACAAGGAUCCCGUGUCUGGAAACGUAAUCGGAGGGAAGCGCAGUCCGGGCGGAGGGAAUGGUCACCCAGCCGGGCCGCACAUAUUCUCUCACUUGAAUCAAGGUGGACAUACAAGGAGUACCAGCUAUUCGGUCAGUUACUGCAUGAAAAGGUCCAGCGGUGGUAACACCAACGACAUGAAAGAAAUGGAGAGUCGAGUUGGCGGCAACAAGUAUCCCAACUCGAAUCUUUCCCGAUCGCGGUCGGCGCAAUCCUUGAAGUUACUGGGCGAUUCCGCGACUCAGGACGACAAGAUGACGAUCCUGGCGCAAUUAUUCUGGUUAUCGGUGUCGCUGCUCGAGUCGGAUUACGAGCACGAGUUCCUCCUGGCGCUGCGUCUUCUUAGUCGCGUGUUGCACAGGCUACCGUUAGAUCGGCCAGAUGCUAGAGACAAGGUGGAGAAAUUGCAGCAGCAGCUACGAUGGACCUCGUUUCCCGGCGUACACGCGCUCUUGCUGAAAGGCUGCACCAGCCCUAACACGUACGAGCCGGUGGUCACGCUGUUGUCUCAAUUUACGCCUCUGUUGGAUCUGCCAGUGGUCGAUCCCACGCAAAGUCUCGCGUUCCCGAUGAACGUCGUGUCGCUGCUGCCCUACAUGCUGCUGAACUACGAAGAUGCCAACGAACUUUGUAUCAGAAGUGCCGAGAAUAUUGCGCAAAUAAGCGCGGAGAAGGGCAAGAAACUGGAGAACCUCGGUACGGUAAUGACGCUGUACAGCCGGCGCACGUUCAGCAAGGAGAGUUUUCAGUGGACCAAGUGCGUGGUGAAGUACCUCUACGACUCGUACGCUCACCUCAGUUUCAACAUGCUCGCCUUCCUCGUGGAGGUCCUCGAGAAGGGCCCGAGCAGCGUGGCUCUGCCCGUGCUCAGCAUCAUACACUGCAUGCUGCAUUACGUGGACCUGGCGUCCCCGGCUGCGCAGCCGAUCAACAGCGAGCUCCUGAGAGUGAUAUCGAAAUACGUGGAGGGCACUCAGUGGAAGGAAGCGCUCAAGAUCCUGAAGCUGGUGGUGACGAGAUCGUCGACGCUCGUAGCGCCGCCGACGUCGAUGCACGGCUCGUCCUGGGACUCCUCGCUGGCGUCACCGCAUCCCAGCUUCACCGACACGGAGAUAUUCACGAAGAAGGAGCUACCGGGAAGAACAAUGGACUUCACAUUCGACCUGUCGCAAACACCAGUGAUCGGUCGGCGUUGGUUGAUACGUCAGGGUGCUGAGGAGAAGUCGGUUGGCUCCCCGCGCUGCUCGCUAUCACUGUCGCCGGCUGACAACAGCGCUAUCGCGGGAUGGAAGAGGCCUUGGAUGUCGCAGGGUCGCGUCCGGGAGUGCUUGGUGAAUUUGCUGACGACGUGCGGACAGAGAGUCGGCCUACCGAAGAGCCCGUCGGUCAUAUUCAGCCAAAGCUCCGACUUGAUGGAGAGGCAGUCGUCCAUGGCUUCGUCAACGGAGGAAGUUUCCGGCGCGAAUAACGAUCUGAGCGGCGGGUCUAGGCGAGACGACGAGCAAUUUGGCGUGUUCAAGGACUUCGACUUCCUCGAGUAUGAGAGCGAGAGCGUCGAGGGCGAGAGCACGGACAACUUCAACUGGGGAGUCCGACGUCGUCCUCUCAGCGAGGGAGAGGAGCGGGAGCCCAGUUUGCGGCAGUUCGAGGAGAGCCUGAGCGAGAAAACGCCGCCGUCCAGCAAGCACGCCACGCGACGUGGCGUCACCGAGGAGUCGUCGGACGACGAAGCCGGCUCGGAAUCACCGUUGGACGAGGUGCCGGGUGGAUCUGGCACGGGUCAGGAGGCGAACAACAUCCCGGGCAUGUUCCCGCCAUCCUCCCUCCCGCUGAUACCCGGUCGCACUCGUCACGACUCUUCGACAAGUGGCUCGAGCGGGGGAGAUCUCGGGGAUGUGACACCCUGUGUCGCAUCGCCGAACUUGUCGUUGAUGCCGUUCCGAUCGAUCAUGCGGGACGACGCCGAGGAGAUUUGGCGGCAGCAAAUCCAGGCCCUCAUCACUCAGGCCCCGUACAACACCCUGAGCUUCUUCCAGUUGCUGAGCAAAAUUCUAAGAGACGUGAGCAGUAAAUCCGUCGGUCUCACACGCGAGUCGAGUGCCCUGCUCAGCAACGGUAGCCCCGCCUCGUCUCACUUAGGCUGUCACCUGUCUAGUCACGCUGAACUUCUUAGCACGAAGGCCGAGCCACCCUUAGUGUGGUUCUCGGUGGCGAUAUUCGCGAAUCAGCGGCUCAACGAGACGCUACGGUUUGGGAUGCUAGAAGUGCAGGAACAUCUGGAAACAUUUUUGGACAGGAAGGAUCACGCCACGGAGUGCUUGGAGACAGCUAAAGCGACCGCGAAGCUGCAAGCGUUAAGCGGCAGUCACACGACGGAAGCGGAGGAGAUGCUGCUGGAUUUGGGCAGAACACUGUACAAGCUACACUUCCAACUCUUGCUGCUGAUCGAGGCGUCGAACAAGAUGCUGGGCGCCCUCAUGAAUGCCGCCAGGAACGUGCAGAUCCCCCUCCAGGAUCUGUCCAUGGAGAUCGCUAACAUGAAGAUAGCCUUGAGCAGAGCGCUCGAGGAGAGCACCGAGAGCGAACGCGGCACGCCAACUCCGACGCCGAGUCCCAGUCCUCUACCGGGUACCGGAGCCGUGGAGGAGGUCGCCCGGGUCGCCGAACUCCUGAGGAACGCGCGCUGGUGUCCGGCACUCGAGGCUGUACGACUGCACAGGGCGCAGUGGCCUGGCGAUCCUUUCCACGAUGACGACGACGUGACCACCGCCGUUAAUAUGUACUGCAAGUACAUAGGCCAGGAUAGAUCGGAUAUAUUUGUGGUGACGAGGAAAGACGACGAGAUGUCGGAGAUAUUCGGAAGACUGAUGGAGAGCCUGUUCGAGGUACUAGCGGCUGUGACGGGGCUGGAGGCGUCAACGAAAGCCGCGCGCAACCAACAUGACCACUCUAAUCACUCGAAAACUGACUGUUAAUAUCAGCUUUAACGACGUAGUAUUUAAGAACCGUUCGUCUCUAAACGUAAGUCGACUUAUAUAUAUAUACACACACAUAUAUUUAACUGCCGUGUAUUGUACGUGUGUAGGUAUCUUGUGUACGAUCGUAAUUAGACGUAUCUACAUCACGACGAGGUCUCUAGCUAAGCACGCAAUACGCGCGGGAACAGCAGCUGUUUUCUCGCUGCUCUGUCUUCUUUUUUUUUUAAGACGCGAAGAACGUAACGGACGUAUCGCUAUCGAUUGUAAAUUCGACGAAAUAAAUUAUCGAAAAAUCGCGCGGAUAUCGGAGAGGCAUCUUGAGGUUCCUCAGCCUCCUAUCUCGGGAAAUUCGGUCGGGAUAAUCAUGCAGAGGAAGCGAUCGGUGUACAACGUGCGGCCUACGUUCCCGGAGGAACGCGAGUUCGAGUCGCCCCGGGACGUGACGCGUUUCGCGAGGAGAUUCCUCGAGUCCGCGGUUACCGCCGCGGUGAAGAUCGCCGGUCUCAUGGUGCGUGAGCGUAUUGAGUUAAGCAAAAUAUACUUCACACCGGGACUGUUACCUUUCGAAGCCUCGAGAGACGCCGAAGGAGUCUAAAUAAAUGAAUAAAAAAUAAUAAAUAGAAUAAAUAAAAUUAAAUAAGUCUUUCGAGGCUUCGAAGUUAUCGGAAAUUAUUCAAAAUUAAUGGGCCUACUUCGCACAUAGUUCCUGUAGCUUCAUUUCGCGCGUUAUCUCGCACCGCAAGGCGUCAUCUCGCGUACAGUGAAUUAUUCGAAUUGCACGAGUUCGAGCGGCGCACGCUCGAGGAAGCUAUUCGAGCUUAAACCACCGCAUCAACGCCGACGACGAUUUUAUUAGCAUAUCAUUAUUACUAACUGAUUAUAUCGCGUGCAAUAUGAUUAUACCAUGUAUCCCUCGAUGUUAUAAAAAUUAUUUAUAUUACGAA